GAUGGAGAAAAUGGAAAAGGAAACCAGUACCAGAGGACAUCUUGCCUAUAUAUAUUUACACACCAUCUCCCCUUAGCCACCACCGCUUGCCCAAAACACCUCCUCUUCCUCAGCCUCCUCUCUCGGGCUCUGCAAACAUGCAUUCUCCAGCGUGGGAGGCCAUCAUAAUGGCUGCAAUUCUUGUUCAGGUUUGCUUCUCCAGGGGCUUGCAGCCCAAUCCAGCCGUCCCAGAUAGAAUCACCAAGCUGCCUGGGCAACCCCAGGUUACCUUCCAGCAAUUCUCAGGUUAUAUUACGGUGGAUGAGUUGCAGAAGAGGGCUCUUUUCUACUACUUUGUGGAAGCAGAGAUGGAUCCAUCCUCAAAGCCCCUUGUUCUCUGGUUGAACGGAGGGCCUGGUUGUUCUUCCCUGGGGGUUGGGGCAUUCUCUGAAAACGGACCUUUUAGACCAAGCGGACAGGUGCUGGUUAGAAAUGAGUAUAGCUGGAACAAAGAGGCAAAUAUGUUGUAUUUGGAGGCUCCGGCAGGAGUUGGAUUCUCUUAUUCUGGUGACUCUUCCUUCUAUGAUGGGGUGAAUGAUAAGAAGACAGCCUGGGAUAAUUUGGUGUUCCUGCAACGGUGGUUCAAUAAGUUCCCAGGGUACAAGAACAGGGACUUGUACAUAACAGGAGAAAGCUAUGCAGGUCAUUACGUCCCGCAGCUGGCCCAACUCAUGGUUGAAUUCAACAAGAAGGCCAAAAUAUUCAAUCUCAAAGGAAUUGCUAUGGGUAAUCCGGUUCUUGAAUUCGCAACCGACUUCAAUUCGAGAGCAGAAUUUUUCUGGUCCCAUGGAUUGAUAUCAGACUCGACUUACAGAAUAUUCACUUCUGCUUGCAACUACUCGCGCUACGUGAGCGAGUACUAUAGAGGCUCGCUUAGCCCGGUUUGUGCAAGAGUCAUGAGCCAAGUGACAAGGGAAACAAGUAGAUUUGUUGACAAAUAUGAUGUUACCCUAGACGUGUGCAUAUCAUCGGUUCUUUCACAGUCCCUGGUCCUCAGUCCUCAACAAGUCCCGGAGAAUAUUGAUGUGUGUAUCGAGGAUGAAACAGUGAAUUAUCUCAACCGGAAAGAUGUGCAGGAUGCUCUCCAUGCCCGCCUGACUGGAGUGACAAAAUGGACAGUCUGCAGCAGUGUCCUUCAAUAUGAGCUGCUUAACCUGGAAAUACCCACAAUAACUCUCGUCGGCUCCCUUUUGAAGGCCAGAAUCCCAGUGUUAGUGUACAGUGGUGAUCAAGAUUCUGUCAUACCUUUGACUGGGAGUCGAACUCUUGUUCAGAAGUUGGCGAAUGAAAUGGGACUGAAGACGACAGUUCCUUACAGGGUUUGGUUUGAGGGGAAACAGGUUGGUGGAUGGACUCAGGUGUACGGCGAUAUCCUUUCUUUUGCGACAAUCAGAGGAGCUUCUCAUGAAGCUCCGUUCUCGCAGCCCGAGCGUUCCCUUGUGCUCUUCAGAUCUUUCCUACAAGGCAGACCACUACCAGAGACGUUCUCGGGGUUUCCCUGACAAGAAGCUGAUAGCAAGGCUUGUGUGUCUUAUGUAAUUACAUGAGAGUUUAGCAUUCAUCAACUUGGUUCUUCUGAAACUUUGAGUUUGAGAAGUAGCGUGAAGGAGCACAAGAAUUUGUGUUCUUGGUCAGCUACCAGCUUUCUGUGAGGUGAUUGUCUCAUGAACAUAUCGCGACAUAUUAAUGGCGACCGGCAAUCGUUGCUUCUAAAAUUGUAAUCUUUCUCAGUUCUAAAAUCGAUGCAUUGUGUAGAGGAAUGGACUAUCAUGUUUAUCAAGGAAAAGCUCGAAAUUGAUUUGUGUA
Molecule: messenger RNA, 1845 nt
Organism: Musa acuminata subsp. malaccensis (wild Malaysian banana)
Lineage: Eukaryota; Viridiplantae; Streptophyta; Magnoliopsida; Zingiberales; Musaceae
Product: serine carboxypeptidase-like 45
Biological process (GO): proteolysis
Cellular component (GO): vacuole
Molecular function (GO): serine-type carboxypeptidase activity
Source: RefSeq, a predicted model, not a curated record